AUGGACACCCAGGUGAAGCUUGCUGUUGUGGUGAAGGUGAUGGGCAGGACCGGCUCCAGGGGUCAGGUGACCCAGGUCAGAGUGAAGUUCUUGGAUGACCAGAACCGUCUCAUCAUGAGGAACGUCAAGGGCCCGGUUCGCGAGGGCGACAUCCUCACACUGCUUGAGUCUGAGAGGGAGGCCAGGAGGCUGCGCUGA
Messenger RNA from Miscanthus lutarioriparius, 198 nucleotides. Lineage: Eukaryota; Viridiplantae; Streptophyta; Magnoliopsida; Poales; Poaceae. The record is from the annotation of a GenBank genome assembly.